AUGAUACGCCUGUCUCUACCACUCCCCACCGCUUCUCAUUCCCUCAAACACAACCCUAACUCCCGCCGCAAAAUUCCCUCCGCGCGGCCUCACAACCCCGCCGUCGCCGGAUUCAAGUCUCUCAAUAGCCGGAUGAUCCGCCAUGCCGACGCCGGCCGCCUCGGAGAAGCCCCCUCCUCCCUCGACCUCAUGUCUAGCGCCGGCGCCGGCGCCGGCCCCGGACCCGGCCCCGGCCCCUGCCCAGACCUCACCUCCUACUCCGUCCUCCUCCAAUCAUGCAUUCGCACCAGAAACCUGGAAACGGGCCGGGCCGUCCACUCCAAGCUUAUCGAAUCGGGUAUCAAGCUCGACGCGGUCGUCCUCAACUCACUCAUCAGCCUCUACUCCAAAUGCGGCGACAGGAGGAAAGCGGAGGAGAUAUUCUCCUCCAUGGGCGGGUUAAGGAACUUGGUCUCGUGGAGAUCCAUGAUUUCGUGCUAUGAGCACGGUAACCUCAAUUCGCAGGCGAUUUCAACGUUUCUGAAGAUGGUGGAGCUCGGGGAGCGGCCGGAUGAGAUAUGCUUCGCGACCGCGAUUCGGGCGUGUUCAAAUCUGGAAUUCUGUGCGGUCGGGCUCGUUAUUUUUGGGCUUGUGAUGAAGACGGGGCAUUUUGGAGCCGAUGUGCGUUUGGGGUGCGCACUGAUUGAUUUAUUCACAAAGGGUUUUGGUGAUUUAGAUUCCGCACGGAAGGUGUUUGAUAAAAUGCCUGUGAGAGAUCUCAUUUCUUGGACUCUGAUGAUCACGAGGUUUAAGCAGAUGGGUUCUCCUAGAGACUCGAUCCUCUUGUUUCUCGAUAUGAUUUAUGCGGGUUUCGUGCCCGACUGGUUCACUUUGAGCUGUUGCCUAUCGGCUGGUUCGGAGUUGGGGCUGUUGGCCGUGGGGCGUCAGCUGCACACUUGGGUCAUCAAGAAUGGUUUUUUAUGUAAUAUCUGUGUGGGCUGUGGUUUAGUGGACAUGUACUCCAAAUGUGCUGUAAAUAGGUCUAUGGACGAGGCAAGGAAAAUUUUCGACCAAAUGCAGGACCAUGACGUCAUGUCGUGGACUGCAGUCAUCACGGGUUAUGUUCAGAGUGGAGGCCAUGACUAUGAAGCUAUUGAGCUUUACUGUAGAAUGAUAACCGAGGGUGAAGUCAAGCCGGAUCAUUUUACAUUCAGUAGCCUGUUGAAAGCGUGCAGGAAUCUUUUUAAUUUGAGACUCAGUAAACAAAUUUACGGCCAUGCAGUGAAAUUGGGUCUUACUCCCGUGAAUGACAUUGGAGGAUGGGAUAAUCUCACGGUAGCCUUAGCCGAUUCGGAUUGUGGAGUUUCUGGACUGGGUAUUCUCGAGGUCGGGCUCUUCUCUGUUGGCUAUCUUCAACUUGUUGUCUUGGGAGUCAUUGGUGCUAGGCUCAUCGCGGGCGUGAUAGAUGCAAGUGACGGCGUGCUCACGCGCGUCACCUUGGUUGGGGCACGAUGUUGUGUGCGCGUCGUGGGCGCGACAUUUAGGAAGGUACCUCAAAAGGCCGUGAGGGACCUUCGCGCGUGCAAGGUCUCUUGCGUGUGCGCAAUGUCUCUUGCGUGCAUGACCCUGGGCUUGCAAUUCGGGCUUGUCUCCAAUAGUCCUGAUUUGUGA
This is a messenger RNA of Striga hermonthica, 1650 nucleotides long. NCBI's taxonomy places the organism in Eukaryota, Viridiplantae, Streptophyta, Magnoliopsida, Lamiales, Orobanchaceae. The record is from the annotation of a GenBank genome assembly.